AGCCCGACGGAGGGCACGGGAGGGGACCAGAUCUCCCCGAACACUGUGGGAGCCGCCACCCGCCGCGCCGCUGCCUGCCCCAGCCGACCGGCGUUGAGGAGGGAGCCCAAAAAGUAUGGCUGAGGAGGCGGCGCCUAGCGAGUCCCCGGCCGCCGGCCGGCCGAGCUGGGAACUUUGUGCCCGGGCUCUUCGGGAGCAGCAGGAGGAGGUGGGGCGCGGGGACACGAUCGGCCACCGCCGCCCCCGGCCUGACCCCCGGCGCUGGCCGAGCGGGCUGCUGCUGCUGUUGCUGCUUUGGCUGCUGGAGGCUCCGUUGCUAUUGGGGGUCCGAGCGCAGGCGGCGGGUCAGGUACCCGGGCCGGGCCAGCAAGCCCCGCCGCCGCCCCAGCAGCAGCAGAGCGGGCAGCAGUACAACGGCGAACGGGGCAUCUCCAUCCCGGACCACGGCUACUGCCAGCCCAUCUCCAUCCCGCUGUGCACGGACAUCGCAUACAACCAGACCAUCAUGCCCAACCUGCUGGGCCACACGAAUCAGGAGGACGCUGGCCUGGAGGUGCACCAGUUCUACCCGCUGGUGAAGGUGCAGUGCUCCGCCGAGCUCAAAUUCUUCCUGUGCUCCAUGUAUGCUCCUGUGUGCACCGUACUGGAGCAGGCGCUGCCGCCCUGCCGCUCCCUGUGCGAGCGCGCGCGCCAGGGCUGCGAGGCGCUCAUGAACAAGUUCGGCUUCCAGUGGCCAGACACGCUCAAGUGCGAGAAGUUCCCGGUCCACGGAGCUGGAGAGCUGUGCGUGGGCCAGAACACAUCCGAUAAAGGUACCCCGACUCCCUCCUUGCUGCCCGAGUUCUGGACCAGCAACCCACAACACGGAGGCGGUGUCUACCGCGGCGGCUACCCGGGGGGCGCGGGCCCGGUGGAACGGGGCAAAUUCUCCUGCCCCCGCGCCCUCAGGGUGCCCUCCUACCUCAACUACCACUUUCUUGGGGAGAAGGACUGUGGCGCGCCCUGUGAACCCACCAAGGUGUACGGGCUCAUGUACUUCGGGCCGGAGGAGCUGCGCUUCUCGCGCACCUGGAUUGGCAUCUGGUCCGUGCUGUGCUGCGCCUCCACGCUCUUCACGGUGCUCACGUACCUGGUGGACAUGCGGCGCUUCAGCUACCCCGAACGGCCCAUCAUUUUCCUGUCCGGCUGUUACACAGCGGUGGCCGUGGCCUACAUCGCUGGUUUUCUGCUGGAGGACCGGGUGGUGUGUAACGACAAGUUUGCAGAGGACGGGGCGCGCACAGUGGCGCAGGGCACUAAGAAGGAGGGCUGCACUAUCCUCUUCAUGAUGCUGUAUUUCUUCAGCAUGGCCAGCUCCAUCUGGUGGGUGAUCCUGUCCCUCACCUGGUUCCUGGCCGCCGGCAUGAAGUGGGGUCACGAAGCCAUCGAGGCCAAUUCACAGUAUUUUCAUCUAGCCGCUUGGGCUGUGCCAGCCAUCAAAACUAUAACCAUCCUGGCAUUGGGUCAGGUGGACGGCGAUGUACUGAGUGGAGUGUGUUUUGUAGGGCUUAACAACGUGGACGCACUGCGUGGCUUUGUGCUGGCGCCGCUCUUCGUAUACCUAUUCAUCGGCACCUCUUUUCUGCUGGCUGGUUUCGUGUCACUCUUCCGCAUCCGCACCAUCAUGAAGCAUGACGGCACCAAGACCGAGAAGCUGGAGAAGCUCAUGGUGCGCAUCGGAGUCUUCUCAGUGCUCUACACCGUGCCGGCCACCAUCGUCAUCGCCUGCUACUUCUAUGAGCAGGCCUUCCGGGACCAGUGGGAGCGCAGCUGGGUGGCCCAAAGCUGCAAGAGUUAUGCCAUCCCCUGCCCUCACCUCCAGGGGGGUGGAGGCGUCCCACCACACCCACCCAUGAGCCCGGACUUUACAGUCUUCAUGAUCAAAUAUCUCAUGACGCUAAUCGUGGGCAUCACAUCGGGCUUCUGGAUCUGGUCUGGCAAGACACUGAACUCCUGGAGGAAGUUCUACACCAGGCUUACCAACAGCAAACAGGGGGAGACUACAGUCUGAGACCCGAACUCUACUUUCCCCGGGUCUUGGCCAGAUCCCAGCCAUCAGCCUGAAAACUGGCACCAAGGAAUGCCUGCCAAGCCUGGCUUCUCCAGGCUUCCACGCUAGACACUCAACUUUUGCAGGCUUUCAACAAACAGCCACAGCUCCUACAAUAGCUUCUGUCCCCGGGGUAAAGGAAAGAAAGGGCCCAACUGCCAGAGGGGUGUGUGUGUGGACCGUCUCUCUAGCCCUAGCUCUGCUACCAGGACUGUACGCUUUUAUGAUUGUAAAUAGCCCUGUGUAAGAUUUUUGUAAGUAUAUUUGUAUUUAAAGACUAC
Messenger RNA from Phodopus roborovskii (desert hamster), 2370 nucleotides. RefSeq names its product frizzled class receptor 1 (gene Fzd1). Gene Ontology annotation, biological process: non-canonical Wnt signaling pathway; canonical Wnt signaling pathway. NCBI's taxonomy places the organism in Eukaryota, Metazoa, Chordata, Mammalia, Rodentia, Cricetidae. Bases 116 to 2050 code for a protein of 644 amino acids. The record is from RefSeq and is a predicted model, not a curated record. Gene Ontology annotation, cellular component: plasma membrane. Gene Ontology annotation, molecular function: Wnt receptor activity; Wnt-protein binding. The transcript has a single exon.